CGCGCCGUGUCGCCAGCAGUCGCCAGUCGCCAGAGAGCGGACAGCGGAGAGAAAGAGGUGCGGUGUUGCGUGACUGGGUGCGAGCGACCGUGUGGCGCGUGUGUGUUUGUUGUGUUGUUAAGCGUAAGCGAGUUUUACAAGCUUCUCCGCGUCCUCCGCCUUUGCGAGUAAUACGUGAACACGAGCGGACGAAGGAAAAACGACCGUGGGUGCGGAGUAUCGGGAGAAACGAGGAAGAAAGAGUGAGCAAGAGAGCGAGCGCGAGAGAGAGAGAAAGAGUGAAAGAGUGGGAGAGAGAGAGCGAGAAGGGAAACCCGCGUCGCAAGGAAUCGAGAGAGGCCAGCGGAGAGAAGAAAACGGAUAAAGAGAUAUCGAGUUCGCGACGACCAGAAGCUACACGAUGUCAUCCUACAUUCAGGUCGCCGAGGACGAGGGCGAGGAACCCAUCGAGCUGCCGACAGAGGACGACACCACGCUGCUGCUCACCACCCUGUCCGCCCAGUUCCCCGGCACCUGCGGCCUCAAGUACCGCAAUCCGGAGUCGCGGACGAUGCGCGGCGUCCGGCUGGUCGACGGCCGUCUGCAUCCGCCCGAGAACGGCUGGGGCAAAGCAAUCUACUUCUGCGUAUUCCCCAAAGAGAACAAACGUAAAUCUGAUGACAAUUUGGAAAAUUCCACAGCUAAGACUAAAAGAAUGGAAACGAAGUUGCGUUGCACUGACUUGAUUGUACUCGGUUUGCCGUGGAAAACUACCGAACAGAACUUGCGCGAGUAUUUCGAAACGUUUGGCGAAGUUCUGAUGGCACAGGUAAAGAAAGAUGCGAAAUCCGGCCAAAGCAAAGGAUUUGGCUUUAUUCGAUUUGGAAGUUAUGAAUCGCAGUUGAGAUGCCUCGCUCAACGUCAUAUGAUAGACGGCAGAUGGUGCGAUGUCAAGGUUCCUAAUAGUAAGGAAGGAAUGAUUCAGCAAGUACCCUGCAAGGUAUUCGUCGGCCGCUGUACCGAAGAUCUAACCGCGGACGAUCUACGAGAUUAUUUCUCCAAGUUUGGCGAAGUGACGGACGUGUUCAUCCCGAAACCCUUCCGCGCGUUUUCGUUUGUCACUUUCUUAGAUCCCGAGGUCGCCCAGUCGCUCUGCGGCGAAGAUCAUAUUAUCAAGGGCGUCUCGGUACACGUCUCAAAUGCCGCGCCCAAGUCCGAGGGCAACAAUAAAAAUUUCAACAAUCAAGUGAACUCGAACAUGAGGGGCGGCAGGGGCGCGCCGGGACCCGUCGAUAAUAAUGUGCAGGGCAAUUAUCAGGGUAACCGUUACAUGGGCCAUUCGGGCAAUAAUAUGGGCCCAAACGGCUGGAAUAACCCGGGGAAUCGCGGUAAUCUCGACAUGCCGAAUCUACAGGCUCUGGGUAUCACCGGACAAAACAACGGCGGUGGCGGUGGGGGUGGUAUGUCGAAUCCGCUGGCGAUGGGUGGUCUGAAUCUGUCCGCAUUGCCGGUCAAUCCGGCAUUGGUGGCUGCCGCUCUGAACCAGGCGUCCUGGGGUCUGAUCGGUAACCUGCAGAACCAGGGAAACGACCAGGGUUAUUCGAACCAGCCGGGCCCACCGGGCCAGCCGCCCUCCGGUAACAACACUAUUGGCAACAGCGGCAAUUCCGGCUUUCUCAGCUGGAUGAACCAAGGCGGCGGCGACGGCAAUACGGGCAAUCCCGGCACCGGCGGCCCCGGGCCGAAUAACCCGAACGCGUCCCAGGGCGCCUGGCAGAAUCACCCGGGUCAGCGCGACCAGAAGUCGAAUACCUUUCUUAAGUACGAGUAAAUUCAAUCGGGGCCGUGGGUCUACUCGUAAAACCAAACGGAUCCUCUAUCCACGGGUCCCGACGCAACAACCAUAACGAACGGUGGUAACCGAUGGGAUCGACGGUUUUCCAAAAGCACGUCGAUCCCGUCCCCAGAAUAGAACCAAGAACCAGAGCCUAUAGUACGUUGACGUUUUUUCUAAUGUUUUGCACUAAUCGCCACUGCGUGUAUUAUAAUAUUUCGAGAUUCCCCCCUUCUCCACUCUCUUACUGGUUUGACAAGUUAGCACAAUUCCGUUCGUUGAAAGAGGCGGUUUAGGUUUACGAUAAAUAAAGGCGGAUAGCUUCGAUCAUUCGAAAAUAUGUACGCCCGAUAUUUGCGUCAUCUCUGGUGUGAGCGUACAAUAGAUAAUGGCAUGAAUAAAAUCGACGAUACGUAUGAAGUUGAUGUGUGGAGCAGCAUAGCUGCAUGGCGAGGGUGAGAUUGUAUAAUCGAGUACAUUUACUGCUUAGCGAUUAAAGAUUGAUAAACGUGUAAUUUACGAAUAUCUGACAAGAUCUGAGUCUCAAGAAGACUUCAGCUGCUUCAACAUUUGUCAAGCCCAGUGAAAUGUAUACCAAAAUAUUGUUACCUGAAAAGUAAUUACUGCCACAGACACAGUCAUAUAGAAAAUAAUUAUAGCUACAAUGGCAUCUGCAUCGUUUCUCCAUUCUAUUUAAGUAUAUAACAUUUUCCCAUCGAGCAAUUAUUAUUAAAUUAUUGGGAAGUUGAAAAUAGCUCAAGUCUUCCUUUGCCACAAAUCUCUUUAAUAAAGGGGGCUUUAGUGAAUAUUUACUUAAUAGCAUUUGUUGAGAUAUUGGCUUUAUCUAACCGCAUCUUUUGUUUAAACUCGCAAUUAACUAAAUUUUCUCCUUGUCUAUGUCAAAAAUUGUGAUGUAGAAGGAGACUAGAUCGAUCGCCUUAGUUACAAACUAUAUUAGUUUGUAACCGAGGCAACUAAUCUAAUAGGUGCAAUGUGGUAAAUAAAUGAACAUGAGACCAAAGUCAAUUAAUUUGCGUAUCGAGUUAAAAGCCGCGCCGAAUUGCUAGAUGUUGUUUGUAAAAAGCGUUUAUGUAUUAUGUAAUAUGCAUUAUGUAAUAUAUAACUUGCCAUCGCGUUUUCAAGCUAUUAUAUAUAACUAUUAUUCAAUUUCUUGCGCAUUAUUUUUUAACGACAGAUCUCUUGAUUAUUUUAGAAUCAUAAUUUUUCCUUAUAUUUUCCGUGUAUUUUCCGGAGAUCUGGAAUUGUGAAUUUUGCUGCUGCGAGAAUGGACGGCUUCUUUCGAAUCAAGGUCCUGCGUUUAAAGCUUCGCAAUCGUUUCUAAAAUAUUUUUACCUUUAUAACAUCUUCUAGCAAGAUGCUUUCUCAACGUGGGUAACAAUUACAUUUCGUAAGUUUCUGUAAAAUUGCCGUUAUACGAGCGAAACAUUACUACGUUAUGCUUUAAGGAGAUCUAUUCCAAAAUAAAUCCGCAAUAAAUGUUAAGUAUGAUGGAUUGAGAUAAUAAGGAUUACGAAGAAAAAGAUUUCUUCUAGAGAGAUUAUUAAGAUUGAAAUUGAAAUUUAAUUUCAUCAUUUUAAACAUUAAAUGGACCAGAAGUUUUCUUUGGUUUUGGUGUAAAGUUACCUUCGUUGAAACAAUCUUAUUCUAUUUUGCAACAUCCUUUAUCCGUUUCAUGAGACGUUUCCAAAAUAUUACCAAGAUCAGAAAGAGCGUAUAAAUUGCGAUUGAUGUGACUGUUUGAAAGUGUAUGAAUGUAUCAGAAUAGCUCACACCUAGAGAUUGAUCGCAGCUAUCCGUAUUGUAUAUUAUUAUCAAGUUGAACUUCUGUUUCAAAUAUCUCAAAUGUAACACAUAAAUAGCUUAUUAUGUGAGAAUUUUACACUAGUGUGCAGGUGUGUCAAAAUUAUUGAUUGAUGUGUGUGAAAGAAAAUUGUUUGAACUGAUCAGAUUUUUUCCAUUUUAAUUGAGUGAUUUGAAGAAAGCGGAAAGAAAACUAUUUAGAUGUCUUAUAUGUCUGUGUAUAAUGUGUCAUAAGUUCUGAAUGAAAUAUUCUUAAUGAAAAGACUUUCGAACUGUUUCCUGAUUGAACGAUAAUGAAAAAGAUAGCUUUACUGGUCGAGAGUAUUUAUUUUUCAAAGAAAGAAAGAAAGAAAAAGAAAGAGUCAUAGCACGAAGAAGGAUGCAAUUCACAUCUCACAAUUAUAGUCAAUAACUUUAACAUACGAAAUAAUUACGUCGCAAUUAAACUUAAAUACCGCAUUUGUCACCGCGAUAUCACUGUGUAUCACGUUAAAGGAAUUAUUUAGAUUGACUAUUUCAGAGUACGCUAAUUAUCUCUUAUGAGUAUAUUAAUUGAAAGAAUAAAAUAAUCCCUAAUAUAAGAGGUGUGUAUACUGUUGUGCUUUUCAUUUUUGUCGUACAGUGAUUUCUCAAACUUCCUUCUUUUGAACGCGAGAUACUACUUAAUAUACAAUUCUAAUGAUAAUACUCUCUCGCUCUUUCUCUCUCAUUAGCGUGAAUUCUCGUCGAUAUGCGUGUCGCGUAUACAGAUGAGAAAAAUCUCCUCUAACUUUGAGAAUGUUAAACUGGAUUGCUCGAGGCACGUGCGUGUGUGUGUGGUGUGUGCAUAUGAGUAUGUUUGAGAGAGAGAGACGGUUGAAUGUAUUUGUUAAUGGUCGUCUUACAGAACUACAGGCGUGAGUUUUUACUACUUAGCAAAAGUGAUGAUGUCGUUUGUUUAGAGCACUGAGAACGCGUGUACUUGGCGAGGCGAGGUGAAGAAAUGAGGUGACUGAGUAAUAAUGCAUAAGGCGAGCGGGGGAACACUGCGGUAUUAGAUGAGAAUGAGCAAAAGUCGUCCAGUGUGUGUCUGGUAUAUACUUAGAUUGAGAGGAGGUUGUUUAUAUACGUAAUGUAUGUAAAAAAAAAAAAAAACUAAAUUAUACACACGCACGCGCGCACACAAAACACACACACACACACACACACACACACGUACAUAUACACGUAUACAGAUUUCAAUGAGAAGAGAUAGACGAUGAGUUGGUUGAUUGAGCAUUCUGCCACGCUAUUAAGUCUAUAAAUUGUUAAAUUGAUCUACAUAGAAGCUGUGGUUUAAGACAACUUUUAACAAACACUGGAACCGUACCAAGCUUGUCGUUGAGGCACGAAUGUUCGCGCUUUAAUACCCUUAACGUCUGGAAAUAUUUUCAGGGAGAAUGUAGUUCCUUACGAUGCAAGAAAUAAAAAAAAAUAGAAUAAAAUAAAACAACUUGUAUAAGAGAUAAAAUAAAAUCGUUGAUGGAUGGCUGUAUGAUGAAUAAUAAUUGAUUGAUCAGCUCGAACAUUCGUGCGUGAGUCGUAGCGAUUAUAGAUCUACGUGGUCUGACAAUUAAGUUUGUAGAUGUAUCUCUUUUUUUUGUUACCCAUAGACAAUAUUGAAAACACAUUAGAUUAGUGCACUCUUUUAUCUCUUCGUUAUGUUUCGUAUUGAUAGCGUGUAAACGAUACGCUGAAUAAUUGUUGUUGAGUGAUUAUUUAGCAAAAAAAUCAAUGUCAAAUAUUUACGUUUCAUUUGGAAAAAGAAUCCUUUUCCUUAGUUCGGAUUUGGAACCGGCAAAAACAUUCCUGUGUUACUUAAUCUACUCAAUUCCGCAGGCGAAGGUGGAAAAAGUAGUAAAGAAAUUAUGUAUAAAUGUUAAGUUUAAUUCGCAAAAAAUAUGUAAAAUUUAUUUUAGAAAACAAAUGUAAUAUUUCUAUCAUCUCGUUGAUUGGACAAACAAGCUGCAUUUAGGUCCAAAUAAAUGUUAUCUAUGGAUUUAAUUGUCAGACCACGUAUUUCAAAUCGUUUGAAAUAGCUAUGCCUACGACGUUAUUGGCAUCUUUUCGUGAUCCCUCAAUCAGUGAGUUAUUUCGCGCGGGAUGAGAGAAUGCCCACUGCUCAAAGGAUGCCUUGCAAAACGAUUUGGAAGUGAUCUACGAAGUAUGUAAAUAAGGAUUGAUAUAAAGCAAUUUUAAUAUCGCUCACAAAAUGUAACGAAUUUUAUUGUAGAGUUUAGCUGUGCUCUGUAAAAUCGCUCGAUAUUAUUGUGUCCCCGAGGGAGGGAGAGAGAGGAAAUAAGAUGAAACUGCGUGACGAAUUCGAGACGUGUGUCGUGAAACGUUGUCGUGUGAGAAUGUUGAUUCCGAUCCGUCGCUCUCACGGCCGUCAGGGGAAUCUUUCGUACCGCGUCGUGAAAGAACGCACGGUGAGGAAACCGCGAAUCCGGCAUUCUUUUACACUUUUGAGAUACUACGAGCUAUACAAACGAGUUGAAUGCGAGUCGAGGCUACCGUGGAUUUUUUACGUAUGCGAGAACGAUCUCACGAUUUUUGUCGAGCAAGAGAGAAAAGUGUCGCAGUCUUUUUGUCCACCGCAGGAUGCUGCGCGAAAUCUUGUAGAUGUGAAUAUUAGAUGAUCGCGAAUGAUAUCACGUUUCCCAAUUCGUGCCGAUGGUUUUUGCCGUGUAAACUGUAAAACGUUUCGCCGAGUUAAUGCGAGAAUACUCAAUGCUCUCCGUAAUGUUCUCCGUUGAUUGUAGUGUAUGUUAAAUUAUGCCGAGAAUAAAAGACCCAAGCAUCGUGGGGGUACCAUAAAUUCCUUUAAA
Molecule: messenger RNA, 6480 nt
Organism: Temnothorax curvispinosus
Lineage: Eukaryota; Metazoa; Arthropoda; Insecta; Hymenoptera; Formicidae
Gene: TBPH
Product: TAR DNA-binding protein 43
Exons: 4
Coding region: 401-1810 (469 amino acids)
Biological process (GO): regulation of gene expression
Cellular component (GO): nucleoplasm
Molecular function (GO): RNA binding
Source: RefSeq, a predicted model, not a curated record